Messenger RNA from Camellia sinensis, 1083 nucleotides. Lineage: Eukaryota; Viridiplantae; Streptophyta; Magnoliopsida; Ericales; Theaceae. The record is from RefSeq and is a predicted model, not a curated record.
CUAAACACCGAACUGAAGGCCAUCCGGUCUUCGACAAAAUCCAUGAUCCUGGCCAUUCAGAAAAACAACGUCACUCACAAAAAAGUGUUAGAGCUCAGGAAAACUACGAGGCAAGCCGUGGCAGAGGCCGAAGCGAAGACGGCCGAGCUAGAGGAGGCCAGAAAGCACAUGGCCGAGCUACAAGCUGAGAACGGCCGACUGGCCGGACUGGUUAGCUCGGCCGAAGCAGAAAAGCAGAAGGUAGUCAUUGUUUUAAAGGAUAAGUAUCUGCGGGAGCUGGUGAAGCUCGAAAGGAAGAAAGAUGCCGAAAUAUCCCAACUGAAGGAGAGCGCAAAAGGAGCCGAAAAGCAAGGCUACAAGAAGGCAAAGGAUGCUUAUGUCAAGCAGUGCGAAGCUGCCAAGGAGCUAUUCUUGAAGUGCGGUUGGAGGGCAGCUGUUGAGAAGCUCGGUUACGAUCCACAGACCGAGGUUUUCAACCCUCCAGCCUACUUCAUACCGAACUCCCUUGUGGAGUAUGCUAAUGCCAUGCAACAGCAGUUUCUUGAAGGUUCAGACUCUGAUGAAGACUCUGCCUCUGAGGAUACUCCGGUUGUCAAUGUGGAUCAGACAGUUCGACCGGAGCCCACGGUGGAAGAUCUAACUAUUGAACAACCAGGUGAAACCGUGGUUCCGACCGAAACCACCCUUGUGACCGAGAACGAGCUCCCGCCAGAAACCGGUCUUCAUGUUGAUGCCGAUGCUGCCUUUGAUGCCGAAAUUGAAGAUCUUUUCUCAUGAUUUUGUUCUUUCUCUCUUUGUUGUUACCUUUUGUCUUUGUAACCGGGCUAUGCCCCUCUGUAAUUGCUUUUUAAUGAAUGAAAAUUUUGCUUGAACUCUUAUUCCGGUUUUGAUUUGUAUGCUUGCACUUGAUCUUUUCAUGUCCAACAUUUAUCUCGGUUUUUGCUUGUUUGAACUAACUUAUGCUUACCAGUCAACCACUCCUUAGCCGACAUAAUUACUUCGGCUGAGGAGUACACAGAUUUGGUUUAAUCCAGCCAACCACUUUUCAGCCAUACCCUUACUUCGGCUGAAGAGUAACAGGAG